Molecule: messenger RNA, 981 nt
Organism: Cryptosporidium ubiquitum
Lineage: Eukaryota; Apicomplexa; Conoidasida; Eucoccidiorida; Cryptosporidiidae
Product: embryonic leucine zipper kinase
Exons: 1
Coding region: 1-981 (326 amino acids)
Biological process (GO): protein phosphorylation; mitotic DNA damage checkpoint signaling
Cellular component (GO): cytoplasm; nucleus
Molecular function (GO): protein serine/threonine kinase activity; ATP binding
Source: RefSeq, a predicted model, not a curated record
AUGGGCUGCAAUUUACCAUUUUUAAAGUUUAAUAGAGAGUUACAACAAGACCUACUACUUAGAAGUUACGACGUUAUGUGGGAUGUUGACUUGGGAGGGAGUGAAUUUUGUAGAGUAAAGCUGGGAACAUGUAGACAAAAUGGUGAGCUAGUUGCGAUAAAAAUAGUAACCAAAACUUUCUGCAGUAACUUUGAAAAAGAUGUUUUAUUAUAUAUACAAGAUAAAUUAAAAGGAAAUACUUUAUUGCCUGAACUAUCAAAUACAAAAAGUUGUAAUGAAUAUUUUCCAAAAAUUUUUGAUACCUUCGAAGAUAUUGAUUUUAUAUAUAUUGUGAUGGAACUAAGUUUUGGUGGAGAACUUUUUCAUUUAUUAGUCAGAUCUGAAGAAAAGUUAAGUGAAGAAACAAUAUCAUUUAUUUUCUCUCAAAUUUGCACUGCAUUAAAAGUUCUUCAUUCAAUUGGAAUUAUGCAUGGUGAUAUAAAGGCAGAAAAUAUUAUGUUUUCUAAAGAAAACCGGCUUGAUUCAAUCAAACUAUUAGAUUUUGGAAACUCUUGUAUGUUAUCUAAUGAAAAAACGGGGUUAGGUAAAAAUAAAAUAGAAAUACAAAUUUAUAAUCAAUGCUUUUUAUUUAAUGAAUCAAAAAAGGAAAUCCAAUUUAAUCAAACAUAUUUUGACUUUUGGUCUUGUGGCAAACUUUUAUAUUUAAUGCUUACAAGAAAAUACCUUGAAAUAGAAUUUCAUGAAUGUUUUACUUUGAGUGAUAAAACUAAAAAAAAAAUACUCGAGUCAUCAGAAUUAAAGUUUUGUAGUGACCUUGCUAAAGAUUUGUUAUGUAAGCUGCUUUCAUAUAGCUCUUAUCAAAAUGAGUUGUUAACAAUGGAAAAAGUUUUGUGUCAUCCAUGGUUUAAUUUAGCUAAGAAUACACCAACUAUUAAUCAUCAUAUAUAUCCACAUGAUGAAUUAAUUAAAGUAAUUUCUUGA